ACGCGAGAUAAAGUAAGUUACAUUCAUUCAACUAUAGGUUGGUAACAAGUGGUUUGAAUUUGAGGUUCUUGGUAUUAGUUUGGUGCAUUGCACCCACACCCAAACGCAUAGACUUAACAUGUUGGGUUAUCAUUAUAACACGGUUAUUAUGUUUCAUACACCGCGUGCCCGCCCAAUGGGAUACCACAUAUGUGGCUUUGUGGGUGGUAUGAAGUGCGAGUGAUAUAUUUUCGAGGGUGAUAUAUUUUAUUUUUCUGACUUUCCUGUUUUUUGGUUUUUAACUCAUUAAUCAAAUAUAAUUGGACAAGAAUCGGAACAGAAUUCGAUCAGCAAUUGAGGUAACUUCUGAGUUUAAAGUCUUGUCAGCAGAUUCAUUUUUUUGAAAUAGGUCAUUCCGCGUUCUCCUAACGCACAAUAUGGGGGUUUUCGGCAAUUGUCUGUUUUCUACCAAAACAGUCAAGCUAGUUUAAAUUUGUUUUUUUACAACGCCUGUAUUUUGACUACUGAUGCACCGGGACAAAUGGAAAUCAUUUAAUCAAAUUAUAGGAUAUUUAGUAAAAAGUAAUAAAAAGCAAAAAAAAACAUUAUUAUGACUUGUUGAUUUACCCGCUAAGCUUUAGUGGUUUAAUAGGAAUCUUAAAAUUGUAUCAAAAACGAAAUAAAAUAAAAUACUUUCGAAUUUAAACACGAUUUAAAUACCUUUUAUUGUUACGUAAUAAUAGCGACUCGUUCGAGGAUUGUUUCGACACAAAGAAGGCAGAACUCACAACAUAUCAGUUGUGACAUCACAAUGCCGGAGCGUUUUCAACUCCUUUGUUAUUUCAUUGUGAUCUCAUAAUCGAGGAAAGAAUAAGAACUUGAGAGUUUUCAUAAUAAACAACUCGAGGACGAAUCGCGGGUUUGACGUUUUACUAAGUUUGGCAACUUAGCGUGGAAGGUUUAUCUUAUUUCGUGAGGUUUGUGAUACAAUUCGUGAGGUUUGAAAUCGUGAGAUUUAUUCAUAAACGUGAGUUUGUUCGUGAAGGUUGUUCAUAUAUGACAGUUUUGAUGGAAAGUGUUAGUAUACUUAUCCAUGUCUGCCUUUUAAUUAGCUUAUUAGCUGUAACAGUGGCCAGAUAUCUAUAGGCCUAUGUAGGUAUCGCAUGGAAUUUAUUAAGUGUCCCUUUUCUAAAUGUUCUUUUAAUCUUUGCUUAACCAGCAAAACUCUGCUUUUCUAACCUACAUUUGUGCAUACAGCCGACUAUUCAAUAUAGGCCAAUAUAAGGUUGUGUUGAUUUACGCAUUGACCUCAAAUUCCUUGAUUUCCCGCAAGUGGUUACAAGAAGACAUUCACCAUGUAUAUGCAAUCCCCUUUGCCUGCUGGCGACCCACAUCAGUUCGAUUUGUCAAGAGCUCUUGCAGGUUUACAAACCAAGUUAUCAAGUGAGGAAUACAAUAAGAUAUGGCAGGAGUUACGUCAUUCGGGUAAAGAGCUCGACGACUUCUACGAAGUAAGUCGAACGAGCACUUUUAAGUUCAAGGACGACUAUGACGUCAUAAAAAAGACGGAGCGAUUGAACGAAGCGUUACGUCACAGAUAUUACUCCGCGUUGGCGACAAAGAAAAAACACGAAGAAGACAGAGACAAUUAUUUCAAGAAUGAAGAAGAACUUUCACAGUUAAAAGGAAAUUUUAUCGAAGAUUCUCAAGAACUCGCUCUAGCGAAUUCCCGCUACGUAGAUUACAACCAAAGGUUUUCGCUACAGCGGGAAACGUUGAUCGUACGUAUGCUUGAUGACGUCAGCAAAGUAAACGAAAAAAACGAAAAACUAAGAAACGAUAAACAACGUAUUAAUAAAGAACUUCACGAAGCGCGUUCGGAUCUUGCUGAUUCCAGGAACAAAGUUCGGGAGGUGGAAAAGCAAAAGGAAGAGCUGACUGAAUCUUACAAAGCUUUGGAGAAUAAACGAGAUUCGUUGAAGAAAGAAGGAGAAUGGUUGUUACGUCAGAAUAAUAAAUUAAAAGAGGCAAACACUCGGUCGGAAAAAGAAAUUUCAACUUUAAACGACAAGUUGGAGAAGAUGGCUGAGGGUUUGAAGCUUGGGGAAGACGCCAUGAUGGAAUUGGAACAAAAAUAUUCGGAGUUGUCGAUUACAUCUUCACAACAAGAACAACUGAUACGAGCCCUUCGCUCCCAGCUUGAAAGAGCAAAAGAGGAGAUGGAUAAUAAAGAAAAAAACUGGGAGGAAAGAAGGAACUCCAUGACGUCACAGAUGGAAGAGAUGAAAAAGAAAAUGGAGGAGUCACGCUUGAAUAAUCAUAACACGAUAAUGAGAAAUCAGAAAUUAAGAGAAAAAUUAAAAGCAGCCAAUCACAAGGCAGAUGUUGUGACACGUGACAAACUAGGAGCAGUUUUGAAAGAAUACAAAACCAGACGAACCAAUCAAGAACUGACUUCGAAACAAUUACAAUUAAUUGGGGAAGUUUUAGAAUUAAAAGAAGAAUUUUUCCGCGACCAAGUUCGGGCUGCGCGGGGUGGGAGACUAAAUAGAAGAUUGAAUGGCGAAGUUGAUUACUUGAAAAACAGGAUACGACUUAUAAGAGAAAAUCCGACCGCAGUCGACCCGCUAGACGGCGUACAAGAGUAUAGAGAGGUUCUCACGCGACAACGAUUCUCUCCAAGUCUAUUGUUACGCCACGAGGAGUUUCAUCCAAUCACAAGCGAAGAAAUCCGACCAAUCAAAUCGUUCGCGAAAAAAGCGUCAAGUUAGCGCACGUUACAGUUAAAUUAUAAUGACGUAAUUCAAAUACCAUGACGUCAAAUGUAGUGACGUAGCAAACUUUAUCUAACCUCAAACAUAUUUGUAACUGAUAGCAUUGGGCCAACUCUGGCAUGCAUCGCUGUGCGACUUUACCAACAUGCAAUGCAAAUAUAGAUGCACUGAUAAAAUGAAAGUCCAGGCUUCAACGCACAGCACUGUUAUAUUGAACCAAGUUGUAUUGGAUACUGUACAAGAAAAUGAUAAAAUAUAUAUAUACUUUUGUGUAUUUUAUAAAAUGCUCACUAUAUUUUACAUCUACAAUGUAUUAAAAACGUUACACAAUGUAUUUUUUAAUUCACACAUAUUAUAUAGAACAUAAUUGGGGGUAUUCGGCCAACUGCGUCUUAAAUCUAAAGCGUAUAUUUAUCUUUUGCACUUAAUUAUUGUAUAUAUAAUGCAAGUUAUUAAAUGCAGUACAACGUUAUACUACGUAGUUGUUCAGCAGUUGAACGAGUGAAACUUACUUUUACUCGUAUAGCGCAGUGCCAGCCGUUAUAACACUGUUUCACAGGUUGUUCUGUUUCAUACACCUCGUGCCCGCUUACGAGUUACCAAGCAAGUAACAUUAUGGGUAAUUAAAAGUCAUACACACAUUACCCAAGGAUGAUGACAGCAUCCAUCCUCGAACCCGUAACACAUGGCCUGUAGACAGACGUGCUAACCACUGACACAUUGGCAGGCGUGAUAAGUAAACUAGCACGUUAGGACUUUAUAUUUGAUUAAAA
Molecule: messenger RNA, 3526 nt
Organism: Ciona intestinalis (vase tunicate)
Lineage: Eukaryota; Metazoa; Chordata; Ascidiacea; Phlebobranchia; Cionidae
Source: RefSeq, a predicted model, not a curated record